Molecule: messenger RNA, 1216 nt
Organism: Daphnia pulicaria
Lineage: Eukaryota; Metazoa; Arthropoda; Branchiopoda; Diplostraca; Daphniidae
Product: repetitive proline-rich cell wall protein 1-like
Exons: 5
Coding region: 388-1044 (218 amino acids)
Source: RefSeq, a predicted model, not a curated record
CCAACACUCAGGACCAUCGGAUAAAGAAGAUCAAAAUUAACAAAUCAAAAACAAAUUAUUUGAUUUUGACAUUCGACUGUAUUUUAUUGAAAAUUCACACGAAGCCACACAAUUCGGAAUCCUACAAAAACAUCUGUUAUUUAAUAAUAACAUUGGAAAAAAAAUUUACCAGACUGAAAUUACCCAAAUUGUCAGAGGAUAAUAACGGAGUUGAUGGGUUCCGUGAAAAUGGAUAGGAACAACAACGGACCUUCAAAUAUUAAAAACGAUUAGCCUCCAGAAGGUCACAGGUGAAGCGGCCAUUCCGGUAAAAUUUUAACUCCUCCCUUCGUCACGUAAGUUGGUAGUUCUCUCUACAAUCUCAGUCGUCUUCUGCCUACACUCAACAUGAAGUUCUUCAAGAAUGGGCGUGUGAUGGCGCUGCUGGUAGUUCUUAUCAGUUUGAUGGCCGCCGGAGCUGAAGAAGUGACCACCGAAGAGGGAUCUACGACUACGGAAGGAUCCGUGAAAUCGGAAGGAUCGACGACGACGGAAGAUCCAGUCAACCGAGACAAGCGCUUCAUUUUCUUCAGUAAGAAGGCGGGCGGCCUCGGCCUUGGAGCCAAUAAACCCGGAGAUCCCGGAAAUCCGAUUCCGGUGGUAGGAAUUGUCAGGCGACCGGUCGCAGUUCCUAUUCCGGUUCCCAUGGACUACCCCGCUCCAUCGUAUGCUCCUCCUGCGUACUCGCCUCCAAGCUACGCUCCUCCAGCUUACAGCCCACCUUCAUAUGAAGCUCCUCCUAGUCCCCCUGCUUACAGUCCCCCUGCUUACAUGCAACCUAUGCCACCCAUGCCACCUGCAUACAGUCCUCCUGCGUACAGUCCUCCUGCUUACAUGCCACCUAUGGCACCCAUGGCACCUGCAUACAGUCCACCCGCUUAUAUGACACCUAUGGCACCCAUGCCACCUGCAUAUAGCCCACCAGCUUAUUCACCACCGUCUCCCCCGGCAUAUUCUCCUCCAGCUCCUCCUAGUUAUCCAGCUCCUCCACCAUCAUAUCCUUAAGAAAAUAUGUGUCGCUUUUCUCCAGCGAAUUCGCAUUCGCAAUCUUUUAAGCUGGCUUAAAAGGUAAAAUGCAAAAUGUCUGUAGUUUUUGGUCAUAACCGAAAUUUGUGGUUUCGUGUGAAUUUCCGGUAAUACAGUCAUCUAUCAAAAUUUAAUAAAAUUUCUGCCUUUU